AUGACGCAAGUGGUGGCCGUGGCGGGCGAACCGGUGUACCUGCCGUGUGACAUCUCCACCCAGGACGAGGAGGACGCGGUACUGCUCGUGCUGUGGUACAGGGAGGACUUGGGGACGCCCAUUUACAGCGUCGACGCCCGCGAGAGAGACUUCGGGGUAGCAGAGCGGUGGUCAGACGAGAGCGUCUUCGCAUCGAGAGCCUACUUUUUACCAGAGAGGAGGCCGGCUGAACUGGGAGUGGACCGGGUCCGUGCCUCCGAUCAGGGCGUGUACCGGUGUCGGGUCGACUUCAAACAGGCCCAGACCAGGAACUCGAGGGUCAACCUCACUGUCAUUGGUAAGUUUAUGAUUUCAUUGAGAGCUCUCAAGUUUUUCACCCCCAAGAGAAACUUCGGGGUAGCAGAGCGGUGGUCAGACGAGAGCGUCUUCGCGUCCAGGGCCUACUUCCUGCCAGAGAGGAGGCCGGCUGAACUGGGAGUGGACCGGGUCCGUGCCUCCGACCAGGGCGUGUACCGGUGCCGGGUCGACUUCAAACAGGCCCAGACGAGGAACUCGAGGGUCAACCUCACCGUCAUUGUGCCUCCAAACAAGAUGAUCAUCAUCGACGACAAGGGUGACGUCAAGCAGGCCAUCGUCGGGCCCUACAUCGAGGGUGACUCCUUCACGCUCAAAUGUGACGUCUCAGGAGGUCGUCCAAGGCCCUGGGUCAAAUGGUUCAGGGACGAAGUGGAGACUGACACUCCAUCCUCCCCCCUUUCGGGAAAUGGAGUUCGGGGGAUCCUCAGGGUGGGGCCAUUAACCCGGGCUGACGUCAGAGCGGCCCUCACGUGUAGGGCCUCGAACCAUCCCCGAGCGCACCCUAUCGAGACCACACUUACUUUGGAUAUGAACUUUCCUCCACUCACAGUGCACAUCCUCGGCUCCAACCAGCCUCUGUCAGCAAGCAGGAGGUACGACCUCCUCUGCCAGAGCUCAGGGUCGAGACCUCCCGCCUCCAUCACGUGGUGGAAGAACGGGCAUAGGAUAAACAACGCUAAGGAGACGCUAUCAACCGACGGCAACACAACUACGUCGACAGUCUCCCUACAGCUCACCAAAGCUGAUGCUGGAGCCAAGUUGGCGUGCAGAGCGUCCAACCCUCAGAUGCCGUCUGUACCGGCGUUGGAAGACGACUGGACGUUGGAUAUACAAUAUGUACCAGAAACAGUGGUGCGGUUAGGCACGAAUUUAGACCGCACGAACAUCAGAGAGGGCACCGAUGUCUACUUCGACUGCAUCAUCAACGCACAUCCCUACGUUUACAAAGUGGAAUGGAGGCAUAAUGGCAAAACGCUGCUCCACAAUGUGGGACAAGGCGUGAUCAUCAGCAACCAGUCGCUGGUCCUCCAAGGAGUGGGCAGGAAGACGGCUGGCAACUACACGUGUGUGGGCUUCAACGCGGAGGGCGAUGGCGAGAGCAAGCCUUUCUCGCUGGAUGUACUUUAUGCCCCAACGUGUAGAAGCUCCCAGCAAAGAGUGCAUGGUGUGGCGAAGCAAGAACGAGCUCACAUCACUUGCCACGUCGAUGCGAACCCCCCAGAAGUGGUUUUCCGAUGGACCUUCAACAACACGGCAAACAGCAACGAAGUGAGCGACACAUACGUGUCCAGAACCGGCACCAGUUCCACUGUGACCUAUACUCCUCACACAGAGAUGGACUACGGGACUUUGCUGUGCUGGGCCCAUAACAGGAUAGGGAAGCAACGAGUGCCUUGUGUGUACCACAUCAUUGCCGCUGGUCGGCCAGAUCAAGUCCACAACUGCACGGUGGUGAACGCCUCUCUGACGUCGUUCGGGGUUCGAUGCUCCGAGGGGUUCAACGGUGGUAUGCCGCAGUCCUUCCUUUUGGAAGUCCGAGAUAUUGUGACACAGGAGAUAGUGGCCAACGUCUCAAGUGCAGUGCCCAGGUUCACUGCAGUCGGUCUCCAACCAGGAAAGGUGUAUGCAGCUGCAGUGCUAGCAUACAACGCCAAAGGGAGAGGAGACCCUUACCCUUUGAGGGCCACCACUCUGAGGCCUCCUGAGAAACACCACGUCCAUGAUAAGAGCUUAGACCUCCCAAGAACAGCCUUCCAAAUGUCGGGCGCCAUGUCAGCAGCGGUGGGAGGCGGUGGCGUACUCAUGGUGAUACUAGUUCUCUUCAUGAUCGCUGUAAGACAGCGCUGUGCCAAGAGGAAGCCAAGGUCUGCCCCUCCACCGUCGUCUCAACCAGCCUCACCUGAUAAACUGAGGGAGAAGGAUGAUAGUGAAAGCGAUGACAGGAACCCUGAUAUUAUACCAUCGGAUACUGAUCAGAUGCAGAUGGACUACUACCGGCAGCAGCAGGUGUCUACCAUCUCGCCGCCGCCGGGCAGCAGGGGGCCCAGGGGCAGCGUGGCGGGGGUCAGGGGAGGCCUGCCAGGGUACUGUCCACUGAGGACCGCGCCCCCACCCUCGCAUUCUAUGCAUGAGCCUCUGGUCUCCACCAUCUCGCCAGAGCAGGGAAUCAGGGGCAGCGUGGCGGAGGUCAGGGGAGGUCGGCCGAGGUACUGUCCCCUGAGGACCGCGCCGCCAUUCUCGCAUCCUAUGCAUGAGCCUCAGGUCUUCACCAUCUCGCCCGAGCAGGGAAUCAGGGGCAGCGUGACGGGGGUCAGGGAAGGCCUGCCAGGGUACUGUCCACUGAGGACCGCGCCCCCACCCUCGCAUCCUAUGCAUGAGCCUGUCUUCACCAUCUCGCCGGAGCAGCGAACAAGAGGCAGCGUGGCGGGGGUCAGGGGAGGCCUGCCGGGGUACUGUCCCCUGAGGACAGCGCCCCCACCCUCGCAUCCUAUGCAUGAGCCUGUCUCUAGCAUCUCGCCGGAGCAGGGAAUCAGGGGCAGCGUGGCAAGGGUCAGGGGAGGCCUGCUGGGGUACUGUCCCCUGAGGACCUCGCCGCCACCCUCGCAUUCUAUGCAUGAGCCUGGAAUCAAGGGCAGCGUGGUGGAGGUCAGGGGAGGCCUGCCGGGGUACUGUCCCCUGAGGACCGCGCCGCCACCCUCGCAUCCUAUGCAUGAGCCUGUAAGUAUAACAGACUACUGGCAACUACAGGUCAUUACCAUCUCGCCGCCGCCGGGCAGCAGGGGGCCUAGGGGCAGCGUGGCGGGGGUCAGGGGAGGCCUGCCGGGGUACUGUCCUCUGAGGACCACGCCGCCACCCUCGCUUCCUAUGCAUGAGCCUAACUCCACAUCGGGCAUCCCGCCGCCCGCGCGUUUCGCAAGCGGAUCGUGCACGCUCCCGCGCGGAUCCACCAUCGGCACGGGAGACACCCGAUGCGGCAUCCCGCUUCAACACUUGCGUACGCUCCCCCGCCCUCUCCCCGCGCCCGCGCCCGCGCCCCGCGCCGUCCGCGACACCCCCCGCGACACGCCCCUUUGA
Ostrinia nubilalis (European corn borer) is the source of this 3432-nucleotide messenger RNA. RefSeq lists its product as uncharacterized. Gene Ontology annotation, molecular function: protein binding. The record is from RefSeq and is a predicted model, not a curated record. The transcript has 20 exons. Bases 1 to 3432 code for a protein of 1143 amino acids. Lineage: Eukaryota; Metazoa; Arthropoda; Insecta; Lepidoptera; Crambidae.